Messenger RNA from Misgurnus anguillicaudatus (oriental weatherfish), 2723 nucleotides. RefSeq names its product sarcospan (Kras oncogene-associated gene) (gene sspn). Gene Ontology annotation, cellular component: sarcolemma; dystrophin-associated glycoprotein complex. The record is from RefSeq and is a predicted model, not a curated record. NCBI's taxonomy places the organism in Eukaryota, Metazoa, Chordata, Actinopteri, Cypriniformes, Cobitidae.
AGAGCCUUUUCUGAUUCCGAAUAGCAGCAGCCGGGCAGGGUUCCCAUAGAGAGAAGCCUCCAGUGAGGAGGGAGGGGAAGGGCAGGGCAAGGCGGAGAGUUUGCGAAGGAACAUUCAGACUGAAGAAAGCAAAGCAACACAAGGCAAGAAAGAAAAGGACAGACAAAUAAACAGAGGUGAGACAAGAGGCAAGAACAAACACCUGGAAGAUUAAGAAUCUCAGCCUGAAAGAGACGCAACUAUGAAGUCGGGGAAAAGUUCGUCAGGGUCUUCUGGUGGAGGCAACGCACCCCCUGGCAAUGCGAAGAAGGGAAAAGCGGAAACUAGAGGCCUUGUGAUGGAAGAAGCCCAGAUUUGUUGUGGCUGCCGCUUUCCAUUGCUGGUGGCUGUGUUACAGCUUUUGCUGGGUAUCGCGAUAGCAGUCGUGGCCUUCCUCAUGGUUGCUAUUAGCUCCUCUCUGCUGGCCAGGGAGACGCCCCACUGGGCUGGAAUCAUUAUGUGCGUGGUGUCUCUGGUGGGGUUCAUCUUAUUCUGCAUUACCAGAGUGCCUGAUGAGAGAGCAACGGUGCAAUUUAUCACAAAGCUCCUGUACUUCCUCUUUUGCACAAUAGGGCUUGUCAUCUCUGUGCUGGUCAUUGCCUUCCAGAGCUAUCACUACAACCUCACCAACAGCCUCACAUGCAAAGAAAAGGGUGAGGACUGCGUGUGCAACCUGGAUCCAGAAGAUCCUAUUGCUCGAACCUUUACCUACAGUGGCGUGACAGACUGCAGUGCCGUCGUAAGCACAUUACCAAUGUACAACCUUCUGCAGAUCGUGCUAAAUCUGGCCCAGGCCAUAGUCUGUCUGGUAGGGGCCUUCAUGAUAUGGAAACAUCGGUACCAGGUGUUUUUUGCUGGUCUGCAGAAGGGAUCUCCCUCUGACCAGCAGUGUCAGAAAGUUUAGGGCUGAGAAAUUUCUCUCGAGACGCAAAAAGGUGGAGCGUAAGAGCAUUUGUGCCUUUAGGGAAGAAACUUUUCUGUUUUAUGUCGUAUGCAAUCUUUUAUCCAAGCAAUCUGUGUUUGUAUUAUGAUAUUAUAAUAUUUUGAAAGUUUUAUGCGGUUUUUAAAAUGAUUAAACUUUUGUAUUUUGGCCUUUUUUUUGGAAAUUUCACCUAACAAGGUAACAGACUUAAAGGGACACUCCACUUUUUUUGAAAAUAUGCUCAUUUUACAGCUCCUCUAGAGAUAAACAUUUGAUUUUUACCGUUUUGGAAUCCAUUCAGCUGAUCUCCGGGUCUGGCAGUACAACUUUUAGCAUAGCUUAGCAUAAUUCAUUAAAUCUGAUUAGACCAUUAGCAUUGCGCUAAAAAAUAACCAAAGAGUUUAAAAUUUUUUCCUAUUUAAAACUUGACUCUUCUGUAGUUACAGCGUGUACGCAGCAGCCGAAAAUAGUAGGAGACUAUUUUCGGGCACUGUGUAAUAUCAUUGCGCCUCCUGCAGCCAUGUUACGGCAGCAAAGUCCUUGAUUAUUACGCCAGAAUGAAAGUAUAGUUCAUAGCCAUAUCUGCCUAGAAAAUCACAACUUUUAAUUUUCCAUCUGUCUUAGUACACGAUGUAACUACAGAACAGUUAAUGCCGUUGGUUAUUUUUGAGCGCGAUGCUAAUGGUUUAAUCAGAUUCAAUGGAUUGUGCUAAGCUAUGCUAAAACUGGUAGCGCCAGACUCGGAGAUCGGCUAAAUGGAUUCCAAAACGGUAAAAAUCAAAUGUUUAACUCUAGGGGAGCUGGAAAAUGAGCAUAUUUUCAAAAAAAGUGGAGUGUCCCUUUAAAUGUACCACUGCCAAUGAGAGUAUUUUUUUAACUAGAAUUUGAUGCAAAACAGCACCUGUCUCAAGUUAUACCUGUUCAUUUUAUUUUUUUGGUUAGUACAAUGUAAAAAAAUAUUUUUUAAGUUAAAGUAACAUAAAAAUAUAAAAUAAUAGGUUGAAUUGACUUGCAAAACCAAGUUGUUUUAACUUCAUGCUGCAUUUUUUUACAGUGUAAUAUGCAUUGAAAGUAUCUGAUGUUUACAUUAAUGUAGAAAUAAAUAGCUUUUAAGCUUCACCUCAAAUUUCAGGUCAAGGACGUCUGAUAAGCUGUAACUAGGGCCUUUAAAAAGUUACUAAUAUUUAUAGAUAUAUAUACAUUUGGUACCAAUAUGAACCCUCUGAGGUACUAAUAUAAACUCUUUACUUUUAGGUGCAAAGGUGUACAUUUUCAAUGGGUACUGUCCUAUUUUUUUCUUGCAAACUUUUCAAAACUAAACUCUGUUUUCUAAAAUGUAAUGUAUAUUGGAUGCAGUAUUGGUUAAGAAAAAAACUGCCUCUUGUAUUUGUGUACAAAUCAUAGUGUACACAAACAGCAGUCAAAAAUGAAAGGUGUGCCCAGUGACACGGCUGGCCUGAAGUCACAGUUCACACAGCCAGUGAAAGUUUAGGGGGAUUUGUAGGGGGUACUCAGACAAACAGCAGGUCAAUGCCUUCAGCUAAAGGAAACCAAAGAAAAUAAACAUUUAUUUUACAUUUUACGCAGAUCAAUAAGAUGAAAAUGCGAAAACAUGGUGUAAAACUCUUUAAAGAGCCCUUUGGUUUGGUGUAUGAAAGAGAUUCAACAUGAUGCUUUGGCACAGGAUAAACACCCUAAAAUGUUAGCUUUGGAUGACUCAUCUCUCGUUUGAGCUGCUUUCUAAUAAAAGACAUUUACAUAA